ACCGCCCACCCGGCCCUUCUCUGCUGUUGCGAGUCAUUUUGGAACCACCCAUGGCACACUUUACAGGGCCAACAUGGGCUACAUAGACCGAAAUCACCCAUUGCCUCGUGGCAGAAGGGUCCCAUACGGGCAUCUUCCUGGCCGUCACCUUGAGUCUGGCGGGCGCUCCUAACAAGGGUUCUUCUCGGAGAAUUGUCAUUGUAGUCAUUGUAUGGCAUCGCAGCAAUCUGCUUGUUUAUUCCGGAUGCUCUUUCCAGUAUUCGUACGGGUACUCCGAGCGUACGGCACGGCUGACAUCCAUUCUAAUACGAACGCGUCGUCGAUCCAAGGAUAUACCAACGAAGUUGGCAGGACGUGGAGACAUGACGCCCGCAGCGUUAUUUGUCUUUCCUCAAGCAGGCCAGCCUGGUUCCGCCGGGCUUAUUAUUGCCGUUCUACGUGUAAACCGAAGCUCAACGGCGAUGUCUGCCCCAUACUCGAUGACAUGGUUUCUAUGGACGCUAGGGUGCUAAGAGAAUACGGGGGCAGGCUUUCACCAAUAUCACGGGGCCGCAUCGACUUGAAGCAGCCGGGCACGACCUCCGUGGUAGGCUCGCAUGUCGACAAGACACAGCUCACGAUAUGCACACUCCUCUACUCUGCAAGCUGCAGACUGAGUGCGUGAAAAUAUUCACUUCUAGGAGGGCUUCUUCAAUCGACUGUCACCUUUACGAUAGAGAUACUGCGGCCUUGCAAAGCCAUGACGAAAUUUUGUUUGUCCGUCAACGCCAGAUGGUCCAGGUCGCUGCCGAGCCAUUCAGGGCUCUCGGUUCCAUGCAGGGUGCACUAUGCAGUCUCGCCCCCAAUAGACCGA
Molecule: messenger RNA, 853 nt
Organism: Colletotrichum godetiae
Lineage: Eukaryota; Fungi; Ascomycota; Sordariomycetes; Glomerellales; Glomerellaceae
Exons: 2
Coding region: 212-664 (150 amino acids)
Source: RefSeq, a predicted model, not a curated record